Molecule: messenger RNA, 1212 nt
Organism: Nematocida major
Lineage: Eukaryota; Fungi; Microsporidia
Product: serine/threonine-protein phosphatase 2A regulatory subunit B
Exons: 1
Coding region: 1-1212 (403 amino acids)
Biological process (GO): peptidyl-serine dephosphorylation
Cellular component (GO): cytosol; protein phosphatase type 2A complex
Molecular function (GO): protein binding; protein phosphatase regulator activity
Source: RefSeq, a predicted model, not a curated record
AUGUUGUCCAAUUGGAAGUGCAGGCAGACAAUAACAGCUGCGCCCCUAGACUGCUACAAGUCCAGCGUUAUUAUGGACGGAACUCUUGUGCUGGGCAGAAACAAAGGGUUUGUAGAGGUCUACAAAAUAGGCCCGGGCCUGAAAAAGAGAAUAGAGUUCAAAAGCCACUCGCCCUGCUUUGACUAUCUUAGAAGCACGGAGAUUUCUGAAUCUGUGGAGAACGUAGAGAUCGUGCCUUCUGGGACAAAGGAGAUUCUGGUGGUGAGUGCAAACCAAAAGUGCCUGAAGCUGUGGAACAUACACUCGUCCUUUAUUGAGGCAGAGACCUCCUCGCACGUUAUUGAGUCGUGCACAGACUCCUCGUUUUCGUACGAAAUGCCUGUCGACAGCACAGACGACACCCAGUCUGAAAGAAUCAAGAAGAUCUUUACAUGCGAGAGCAAGAAAAAAACCCGGGCCGUGCUGGAGGGCCAGCGCGCGCCAGAAAACGUGUACAGCAUACACAGCGUGUCUGUGUCCAACACCGGAGAAAGCGUUCUUGUUUCGGACGAGCUGACUGUUAUGAUCAUGGAUGCAAAGCUGGAGGCUCCCUGGACCGUGCUAAACCUGAAGCCGUCGAAGAACGAAGAGCUGUCCAAGGUGAUCACCACCGCGCGCUUCGCAGAAAAGGCAAGCAGCGUCUUUGUGUAUGGAACCGCCGGCGGAAUGAUGUUUGUGCACGACCUAAGAGACUGCUUAAAGGGCGGGUGCGUGCAAACCAUCCAGGCCCCAAAGAGACUUGACUUUUAUAACGAAGUGGUGCAGCCUAUCUCAGACAUUCAGUUUAUUUCCGACAACACCAUUGCGAGCAGGGACCUGCAAUACGUUGUCACGCACGAUCUCCGCAACACAAGCUGCAACGUGCUGGAGCACGACGUGUAUCCGCUUGUGCGCAGAAACAUUUCAGAGCUGUACGACUCGGACGAAAUAUUCUCCAAAUUUAAAAUGGCUGUGUCUGGCGAAAAAAUAUAUACAGGGUCCUUCAACACAGCGCUCACUGAAGUAGACACAAAGUCGAAUGCGGUGAAAAGAAUAUUUCUGGACGAGGAGCUAGAGUCUGCCACCCGAAUAAUAGAAGGGAAAAAAAUUUCGUGCGUCUCUGCCCAGGAGGACUGCAUGGUGACUGCGUAUGGAAACCAGUGCUUUAUAUUCCGAGACACUGAGAAAGCCUAG